This is a messenger RNA of Arabidopsis arenosa, 1625 nucleotides long. The record is from the annotation of a GenBank genome assembly. Lineage: Eukaryota; Viridiplantae; Streptophyta; Magnoliopsida; Brassicales; Brassicaceae.
AUUGCUUCCCUCAGCCUCACUACAAAAAAAAUCACUACCAUGAACUCUUGUUCCUUAAACCAUCUCUUCAUUUGCACUGUCCUAAUCUUUCUCCUGUGUUUAAAUCCAACCACAGCUGCCAGGUGUCAUCCUGAUGACGAGGCAGGUCUUUUAGCCUUUAAAUCAGGUAUAACCAAAGACCCUUCGGGUAUUCUAAAAACCUGGAAGAAAGGUACUGAUUGCUGCUCUUGGGACGGCGUCAGUUGCCCUAACGGCAACCGCGUCGUCGUACUCACUAUCAACAUAGAGUCUAAUGAUGCCGAAAUCUUUCUCUCGGGCACUAUCUCCCCAUCACUGGCCAAACUCCAGCAUUUGGAAGGGCUCGUCUUUAUUAAUCUCAAAAACAUCACUGGACCAUUUCCCUCAUUUCUAUUCCGAUUACCACAUCUAAAGUACGUUUACCUCGAGAAUACACGUCUCUCUGGUCCUCUUCCGGCCAACAUCGGCGCGCUAAACCGAUUAGAUACGUUAACCGUUAAAGGAAACCGGUUCAGCGGUUCGAUUCCGAGCUCCAUAUCGAAUUUAACUCGGAUAAAUUACCUCAAUCUCGGCGGUAAUCUCUUAACCGGAACAAUACCGUUAGGGAUUGCUAAUCUCAAGGUCAUGUCGAAUCUGAAUCUUGACGGAAACCGUCUCUCUGGAACCAUACCGGAUAUUUUCAAAUCCAUGACUAAGCUCCGAAUCCUCACUCUCUCCCGCAAUAGAUUCUCCGGGAAGCUCCCUCCGUCGAUCGCAUCGCUCGCGCCAGUUCUUGCGUUCCUCGAGCUAGGUCAGAACAAUCUCUCGGGGUCGAUACCAAACUAUUUAUCAAGAUUCAUGAAGCUCGACACACUGGAUCUCUCCAAGAACCGGUUCUCCGGAGCCGUGCCAAAGAGUUUGGCCAAGCUGACUAAAAUUGCUAAUAUCAAUCUCUCUCACAAUCUUCUAACUGAUCCAUUUCCUGUUUUGAACGUAAAGAAUUACAUUUUGACUCUAGAUCUGUCGUACAACAAGUUUCACAUGGAAACAAUCCCGGAAUGGGUGACCUCAGCGACGAUCCUCACCUCUUUGAAGCUGGCUAAAUGUGGAAUCAAGAUGAACUUAGAUGAUUGGAAAACAAGGCAAACUGAUCUCUACGUUUCCAUUGAUCUUUCGGACAACGAGAUCUCAGGGAGUCCGGUGAGGUUCUUGAAGGAAGAAGGGUACCUACGGGAGUUUCAAAUGUCGGGGAACAAACUCCGAUUCGAUUUGAGGAAGCUGAGUUUCUCGAAUACGCUCGAGACGCUUGAUCUGUCAAGGAACUUAGUUUUCGGGAAAGUGCCGGCGAGGGUGGCUAGAUUGAAGACACUAAACUUGAGUCAAAACCAUCUUUGUGGGAAACUUCCGGCGACCAAGUUUCCAGAAAGUGUGUUUGCCGGCAACGACUGUCUCUGCGGCUCUCCACUUGGUCAUUGUAAAGGUUAAUGGAUUCAUUCAUCGUGCGUCAUGUUAUAUUGUUUUUGAAUAUCUUGUGUCAAAAGUAAUCUUCUUCUUUUUUCUUUGUUUACUUUUCAUUUUAUGUUUGCUUUAUUUACUCAUCAUAUACUUUAUAAACAUUUUAUCUCGUA